Molecule: messenger RNA, 850 nt
Organism: Parathielavia appendiculata
Lineage: Eukaryota; Fungi; Ascomycota; Sordariomycetes; Sordariales; Chaetomiaceae
Exons: 1
Coding region: 348-554 (68 amino acids)
Source: RefSeq, a predicted model, not a curated record
GUUACCCUCGAACCCAUUUCCGCCCCCGGGGUGGGGUGAUGACAGACAUCCACACAAAUGCUUCGCCUUUAUGAGAUCAGCCCAAACCCCUUAGACUCACCGUUAUAUAAUCCCAAGUCCCAGCCCACUCUCAUCAUCUGCAACCGUUUUCUGCUCCGCGCUUAUUAGCUAAGGAAUUCAAAGUCACAAGAUUCCAUUGUCUAUUCGGUUUUGUUCGUCCAUCCCUACCGCAAGCCGUCAAUCAGGUUUUCGGAUUUUCGUCUUGUCAUCCACUGCAGUUGCAGCUUCGCACACAUACAUCCUUGCACACGCUCGACGCCAUGCCGGCAAGUCAAGCUUCGUCCUCAAUGUCGGUCUCUCCUCCUCCACCAACCGACCUCGGUGCUUAUGCCCGCUUCAUGCAUCAACACACUAAGCGGCAGAUGGAGUCCAUCUCGUCUCAAUCACCGCGGAGUAGUAAUCAAAUCAGCCAGUCCUCAUCUUCACCGACGAGGCUUCCGGGAGGCGUCUCCAACCGAAAUCAAGACGACAAGCAAUACCGCUAUCGGACAUGAGACCGGCGACGUCGACGACAGCAUCCACGGUUGGGCCCGCAUUUGGCAUGGUUCAGCCACUUCCGGAGGAUAGACAAAAGGGAAACUCAACUGGAAUGAAUUCGGUCUUGGAAUGACGAGAUCCUGAAGUACACGAUGAUGGAAGGUGAUGAUACACAUGACACCUAAUGUACAUACACCGUAUAUGGGCGAGCGCACUGGUUUGGUUUAGCCGACUUUCAUUUUCAGUCCACGUGAUGUUUCGGUGGCUAUGCGAGCAUGGCGUUAGAGGGAAAGGCAGGACAGGAAACAGGCAA